AUGGCCUACAACCCCAGGGUCCCAGCUUAUAUGGUCUACAACCCCAGGGUCCUAGCUUAUAUGGCCUACAACCCCAGGGUCCUAGCUUAUAUGGCCUUCAACCCCAGGGUCCUAGCUUAUAUGGCCUUCAACCCCAGGGUCCUAGCUUAUAUGGCCUACAACCCCAGGGUCCUAGCUUAUAUGGCCUUCAACCCCAGGGUCCUAGCUUAUAUGGCCUACAACCCCAGGGUCCUAGCUUAUAUGGCCUACAACCCCAGGGUCCCAGCUUAUAUGGUCUACAACCCCAGGGUCCCAGCUUAUAUGGCCUUCAACCCCAGGGUCCCAGCUUACAUGGUCUUCAACCCCAGGGUCCCAGCUUAUAUGGUCUACAACCCCAGGGUCCUAGCUUAUAUGGCCUUCAACCCCAGGGUCCUAGCUUAUAUGGCUUCCAACCCCAGGGUCCCAGCUUAUAUGGUCUUCAACCCCAGGGUCCCAGCUUAUAUGGUCUUGAACCCCAGGGUCCCAGCUUACAUGGCCUACAACCCCAGGGUCCCAGCUUAUAUGGUCUACAACCCCAGGGUCCCAGCUUACAAGGCCUACAAUUGUGUCUUUCUUACUUUGACAAUCAUUAGUAGGAGGUAUGGGAAACACCGCACACACGACCAGCCUCACCGCGCCUCAGCCUCACCGCGCCCCAGCCUCACCGCGCCUCAGCCUCACCGCGCCUCAGCCUCACCGCGCCUCAGCCUCACCGCGCCUCAGCCUCACCACGCCUCAGCCUCACCGCGCCUCAGCCUCACCGCGCCUAAGCCUCACCACGCCUCAGCCUCACCGCGCCUCAACCUCACCACGCCUCAACCUCACCACGCCUCAACCUCACCACGCCUCAGCCUCACCGCGCCUCAGCCUCACCGCGCCUCAGCCUCACCGCGCCUAAGCCUCACCACGCCUCAGCCUCACCGCGCCUCAACCUCACCACGCCUCAACCUCACCACGCCUCAACCUCACCACGCCUCAGCCUCACCACGCCUCAACCUCACCACGCCUCAGCCUCACCGCGCCUCAGCCUCACCACGUCUCAGCCUCACCACGCCUUAG
This is a messenger RNA of Procambarus clarkii (red swamp crayfish), 1077 nucleotides long. The record is from RefSeq and is a predicted model, not a curated record. Lineage: Eukaryota; Metazoa; Arthropoda; Malacostraca; Decapoda; Cambaridae.